Molecule: messenger RNA, 2455 nt
Organism: Folsomia candida
Lineage: Eukaryota; Metazoa; Arthropoda; Collembola; Entomobryomorpha; Isotomidae
Exons: 5
Coding region: 294-1748 (484 amino acids)
Source: RefSeq, a predicted model, not a curated record
GUGUAGUAUUACGUAAGUAUGUACGGUUUCGGAGCGUCAAUGCUUACGUACAUAUGUAACACCGGCGUGCAAAUAAUUCUGUCAUAUUUGACAAUGGAUUAGAUUACAUACGGCAGAAUUAACUGUUCAAUUUCGCAAAAUUUAAUCCUGUUGGGCCAUAUUUUUGUCGGUUUGGUUUGAAUUGUUAAUCAUACCUUAUAAAUUUUUAGGAAGAAAGAAAGUUUAAAAAAAUUAUAGAAUAUCCAUUCACAUACGUUUUGCUAGUUAAAAAGCAUUGGGAAUUAAUAAUUCCAAUGUCUCAAUUUAUUUUGUCUGACCGUUUUCAGGCAGGUUUUAUAAUAUUAAUCUUAACCGUAAUUGUUAUGAUUGCAUUAUUUUCUUCGAAUGAGUAUAACACUGCGUGGAAGACGAUAUAUUUUCCACGACCAAAUAUUGAAUCUGUCUCGUUCAUGACAAGAUUCAAUCAAACAUUAGGAUUCCAACCUGUUGGUGAUGGAUUGUUCCUCUAUUCAGCUUACUACUUUAAAGACGAACGGGAUGGCAAACCAGCAAAAAUCCGAAUUGUUGGACUGGAUGUGAAAGCAGAGGCUCGUGACGUGUAUUGCGUUUUCCUCGGAAGUGGUGGAGAAAGCUACAAUGAAACUAACAAUGGGCAAUUAAUAACGAUUAAAGGGUACAAAACAAUUUGUAAAGAUCCGUACGGCCUGGGACAUAAAUAUGGCCCAGCUUACGUCGACUGCGAGCUGCCCAACAAUACGCUAGUAGACCCACCUAAAUUUGUAUCCAUAUAUCAUGCAAAUUACAGCCUGGAAAUUAUUGGAAACAUUUUAAAAAUUAACUAUCCUCCCCCGAGACAGGAAAAACUAAUGUAUAAAGUUGCGUCAUGCACGCAGCCUUUUUACACGUGGGCAGAUAAUAUGGGAAAACCAGUUGAGCUCGUGGAAUGGAUGGAGUACCAAUUAAUGAUGGGGGUUGAACAUUUCCUAUUUUACAAUAUUUCCAUGAGUCCCGCUUUUGCCACAGUUUUGCAAAGUUAUGGAGAUGUUGUCACCUUGCUCCCGUUUGAACUUCUGGUUUCCGAAAUAAUGAGUCACGGACAAUUUGUUCAGGCGAACGAUUGCGUCUAUCGUUACAGGGACGUGGCCAAAUAUGUUACUACACUCGACAUCGAUGAAUUUCUCAUCCCAUCCGACAAAUUUUCAAAUUACGGUGACAUGAUCGACUUUAUUAUGGAGAGCGAAGAUGUCAAGAAAUUAGGAGGUGUUAUCAAUCAAUUAAAUUGGCAGUCAUAUUUUUCCUUUGCAAAUUGGCCGACGAGGGAUAUGAGUAAUUCAUCGACGGACUUUUUUGACGCUAACCUACUUCGAUUAACUACUCGGAUUAAGUUUCAGGAGGGAUAUCAAUCCAAAUUUGUCGAACUUCCAAACAACGUCUUGGAGUCAACGGUUCACUUUGUAACAAUCGCAGUAGAUGGAUCCGCAGGAUACACUCCACCGUACGAUGUUGGACAUUAUCUCCAUCUUAAGGAAUGCAUCCCAUAUUUUGAAAAACCAAAUCCAAUUUUAAAAGAAAAUGCAACCUGUCUUGGGACAAUUUAUGAAGAAAAUUUGAACCCAAGCAUUAGAUUUGGAGAUAUUUUAUCAAAAAAAGUUAGCGAAAGGGUUAGCACUUUAAUUAAAAUAGAUCCAACGUUAGCUAGUUAUUUUAAAGCAGUAAUAAGUAGCACAACGACAGAAAAACCGAAGUAAUUUUUUUAGAAAUUAGAUAGUUAUAAAAUUUAGUCAUUAUUUUAUAAGUAUACUUAUUUUAAUAAAUACUUUUAUACGUAUGUUAUUUACAUGUAUAUUUGGCAAAAGUUACAACAACCAGGAAAAUAAUAAGGUUGCUAAUAAAUUAAUUUGUAAUUUAAUAAUUUAUUUCUUAGGGUUACUUACUACCCUACAAAAAUCAACGAGUAUUUAUUCAUAACUAAUUGUUUCGAAAAUUAACUUAUUACACAAUAUGUCGCGGUAUAUACAUAGAUAAGUUUAUUUACUAAUAGGAUAUAGAAUAAUGGGAAUUGGGAAAAAUCCUCAUUUUGUAAUCCUUAAUCCAAAUGAAGUCACAAUUUAGAAGCGGACUCUGCCCUUGACUCGGACUACAUAAAUACAUAAGCAUCGCGCACUGUCAACUGUAGGUUUUUAAACAAUUAUGUACGUAAUGUCAGUUUGGCACAUGAGUUUUGUGGCUUAUUUUUCUUUGAUGACAAACGCGUCUGCUUAAUCAGUACCCAGAAAUGGAUCACUUCAAUAUCUCCGUGGGUGACGAUUUUGAUUUUUCUCCAAGUUAUUUAAAGUGCACAGAGUUAUCUACUUCCACGCCGUUACACGUUGGAAGGGCCUUAUGCAUGAAAGUACACAAAUUCUUUUACAUACUAUAAGAUUACCAUGAUAAAUUAUUUGUUUUUCACUGGAAA